Molecule: messenger RNA, 3292 nt
Organism: Rhodofomes roseus
Lineage: Eukaryota; Fungi; Basidiomycota; Agaricomycetes; Polyporales; Fomitopsidaceae
Exons: 3
Coding region: 215-2884 (889 amino acids)
Biological process (GO): positive regulation of G2/M transition of mitotic cell cycle; establishment of cell polarity
Cellular component (GO): cytoplasm; cell septum
Source: RefSeq, a predicted model, not a curated record
CUGGACAAGGCAGAGUAUUCGGCAACGAGCGCGCGCGCCACCGGCUUCCCUGCCAGCCCGCCGGGCUUGAUGAAGCUAGCUUGCUCGCGGCCUCUGACAGUAGGCUUACCUGCUGUAGCCCUGUCUCUCCAUCCUCCUCGUCCGGCCGUCGUCUGGGGCCUCUCGCUUCCCUCCAUCAACCAAGCGGGCUGUAGUCCAGACAUCUGAGUCGGCCAUGCAACCGUCCGAACUUGAGAUCAGGCGGGAAGUAGAGGCCCUGCGGGACAUCAGGAGGCGGUCGACCGCAGGGGGUCCUGGUUCGCUCAUAUUGGACCCAGAUUUGCCCAGCACUACGACCCAACCCUCGCCGACCACCCCAUACUGGUCACCAGAGGAGCUGAGCGGCAGCUCCCAGAGCGAUAACAGCGACACCGGGUCCGAGGAGAGCAACAAUGAUCCCUUUCAUCUCUUCUGGGUACCCGCUCGACUCCACCCCGAAAUUGCACCAGCCGAGUUCAGGCAGUUCCUGAAAGAACAUGCCCGUAGUCCCUCCGACGAACCAUCCGGCCUUGGGCGCUCAGUCUCCAAUGGUUCUACAGAUCUUGGGAGGAAGAAAUCUAUGCUUAGCCGGCAGUACAAACCGUCUGCGAACGAUGACGUUGAGGACGAGGAGGUCGUUCCCAUCCGUCGGAAUCGGUCAAGCAUCUAUUCCAACGGUCCUCAGCUCACGAUCAGUGAUCUACAGAAGCUAGAGGAGCUAGCAGAGGAGGCAUCCAACAGCGAUGACCCCAGCAGGCUGAGGAGUGUGUUGCGGAGGAGUCUUAGUCUGAACGUGGCACCCUCAGUCAUCGACCAGAUGGACGACUUGCACGAUCCGGGAGACGAAGCCGAUUCCCCUAUCAUUGUGCCGCGCAUGGGCGAUAGACUGCGUCGUUCAGCACGCACAAAAAUCCGCAAGCCGGGUAUGCAAGGCGAGGGUGCACAUCGCUUCACCGCUACUCGCAGCCGACGAAAGUCCGUGAACCGCUCAGCUACGCUGGGUUCGCCCCGGACAUCGAGUGAGAUGUCCGUAAGCGAUCAUGGACAUGCGGAGGCCAGCAGGACGCCUCGCGCAAGCGAGGACGCAGCGCUCGCGUCACAAAUCCCACCCAUCCCACCGGUGCCUCCUCUGCCACGGCCCGAAUCAUACAGCGAAGAAGCUUUGAUCUAUGACGCUUACGUUACCGAGGAACCAGAUGAGCUCGAUGCUUUUCAAAGGGAGACGACCCCAGAACCCUCCGUCGAAUCCUCCCUCUCUGGCCCAUCCUCUACCACGACACACACUGAAUCGCAUGAGCUUGCUGCUGAUUCUGGACCCAUCCUACAUCAUCCUAAACCACAGCGAGCUGUCGCGCCGGCUGUCACUGAACCUCCCGUGGAAACACACACGCCCUCCCCUCCGCCCACGACUGCGGCCGCUAGUCCGCCUUCGAACGUGCUGCAGCCACGUCCCUCUCUGCAAGAGGCGCCGUUAUAUCAGCCACCCUCUCCAGGCCCGUCUGAACACCGACGAGAGAAGGACAAGAAGGGCGGCUUGUUCAAGUGGGGAAGUGACAAAGGCAGCAAGAAGCAGGCUAAGGAAAAGGAGCAGCGCGAGCGCGAGAAGGAGAAAGAAAAGGAUACCGGCUUUUUCGGAUCGCUUUUCGGAGGCAAGAAGAAGCAGGAGGAUGCGCCGCCGUCGAUAGCGACUCAGUCUGGGCGCGAGACGGCUGCCGCCCUCCUCGGGGCGUCCAAGUCGUCCAAGAACUACGCCCCAUCUCCUUCGCCACAGCUUGCCGGCAUGUAUGCGCGGUACCCCAUCCACGUCGAGCGGGCGAUCUACCGGCUCAGUCACAUCAAGCUUGCUAAUCCGCGUCGCCCGCUCUAUGAGCAGGUCCUGAUCAGCAACUUGAUGUUCUGGUACCUGGGUGUCAUCAACAAGACGCAGAGCCAGCAGAACGCGGGUGCAAACGGCGUAGCGCAGCCUCAGCCACAAGCGUCAGGACAGACGCAGCCCGUGCCGGACAAGGAGCAGCAGGAACGGGAGCAGCGAGAGCGCGAGGAGCGAGAGAGGGCAGAGAAGGAGCAUCUGGAGAGGGAGCAGGAACAGAGAGAGAAACAGCGGCGGGGGAGCCUCACGAAACCCGGAGCGGCGAACGCACCCCAGCCAGGCGUCCGGCGAGCCGAGAUGCCUGUGCGCGGGCCCCAGUACGAGAUGCAGCACCGCGCCAUGGAGCAUGAGUACGGCCAUGGCUACUCAAAUAGCACAUCCGGCGGCUCGGGAUACGGUUAUGGCUCUGGCGGCGGCGCAUCGUAUCAGUCGCAACCAGCAAGAUCGUCGUCGGCGCCUCCUCAGCCAUACACGGUCGGCCUCGUGCAACCACAGCCGCAGGCUGCAAAUGGUAAGUUUCGCAAUAUGGGAUCUGUGUCGAUGCAGCCUCAGCAGUAUGCUCCAGUUGUGGUGGGCGGCCAGUUGCCCCCAGGCGCGAUGCCUCCCGUGGCCGUCGAACAAACAUGGAUGGCGAACCAAGCGUCAACGAGUAUGCUCAACUCGAGGGGACAUUCGUCUCCUUCGCCCCCACGUUCCGCCUCCCCGCCUUCUCCGCCCAACCAGUCAGUCGCUCCGCGCCGGACACGGUCUCCGCCGCCUAAUCGCUACACUCCUGCGCAGGAGAAGCAACCGUCGUACAGCGCGCCAGGCGCCCGACUGCCCAGUCGGUCCCUGUCUGCCUCCGCUGCGCCGCCCAUGGUUUCUGCGAUGAACCAUGUCAACAGUGCCAAGCUGAAGAAGGGCAUCAGUGCGCAUGCGGUGGUGCAGAGCCGGCGGCGCCCCUCCGAGGACGAGGACGUGCCGCUCGCUCUGUGGCAGCAAACGCGAAGAAAGUAGUCAGCCCGUCGCCACCGAACACUUCACAUACAUUUUUCGUUCGCUCGUCUGUACUCAAAGUCCCUUGCUCGUUGGUCCGUCACUCCCUCACUUCAUCAUCUAGAUAUCCCUGCAAUUUAUAUUGUCUUGGGCUGUUUCUACUAUCACCGGGUCUCACGAGGCUUGCAUCUGUAACGGACACCUUGCCUCGCACACUUGUAGUUUCCGUGGCGGGCGUUGUUUGGCUGGGCGACGCAUCCCUGAGGACUCUCCGGUGCUACAACUGACUCUGCCUACCGUAGUAUUAUGCCUUCAUAGCAAUCUGUCUGUAUUUGCAUCGCGCGGACUUUUGGCCCUAGCUAGUAAUAUGAAACAUUGGAGAACACAGAUUAGACCCGCACAUCUAUGACAUAUGCCAGCUAUACCGCA